AUGUGGCUACAUGUAAUUGCUAUGUGGUUACAGGUUGUAGUUGAUGGUGGCCACAUCCAGAAAGUGGUAGGAGUGAAGGAUGCGAGCGGCCAGUGUAUUUGCAGCAUGGAGAUGGGCCAUUUGGUCUUCCCUGCACAUGAGGUGGAGCGACUGGAGAGUAACUUCCUCAACCUGACUGAAAUUCUGCAGAACUAUCUGAACCAGAUUUUUAAUAACCAGGCACUGGUGACUAUUAGUAUAACUAACUUGACUGAUUUGGAGAACCGCGUGAAAUAUGCACAGGCCUUUGGUACCCAUGUCGAUUUGGACUUCCAGAAGCUUAUCAGUGACAUUCACGCGGUGGUGUCUUUGGCCCAAAAUAUAAGCAAGAAUGCAACCACAGACAGCAGUAAAGAAGUGAUUGACAAGUUGAUUGCAGAGAUCAAUGCUAUUAGCACUGUAGUAACAACAAUGGAAAAAUAUGACAAGAACAACAUAAUAACAGCACAGCGUGAGAUCACUGCUCUUCGGAAAAAGCUGUUGGAAUGCGAGGAAGCAAUUAACCGUAACAACACAGAGACGGGUCCUGUGGCCGUAUCAUCACCAAUUGGUAAAUGUGACCAUGGUGGGCUGCUCCAAGUCAGUAAUCCAGUACUGGUCAAACUCAACUGGAAAGGUUCUAAAUUCAAAACUGGAUCCUGGGGGAAGGAUUUUGCCUUGGGGACGAAAUUACCAGACCAUUAUUGGGUUUUUCCAGCAAACAUAGAUGAGCGCACAAUGGAGACCUUCCGUCUAUACUCAUCAUACAAGAAAUUGUUGCUUUAUUCUCCCAUCCGGGAAUAUACCCUAAAUGUUUAUCAGAAAUCAGAUUGUAAAAACUGUGGACAAGGGGGUGGAAUAAUCUUCUUCAAUGGUUCCUUCUAUUACAACUGCUACAAUAGCAGAUCUCUGUGCAGGACAGAUCCAUUUAGCCUGCGCGCCACACGAGUGAAAUUAGGAGAUCAGGAUCCUGCUUCUUUCAAUAACUGGUUCUCCUAUAAGGGUGUCAAAUAUCAGGACAUGGACAUGGCUGGGGAUGAAAAGGGUCUGUGGAUGGUUCAUGGCUCUACUUUGGCCAAUGGGAAUAUGGUAAUUAAGAAAGUAGACCCUAGGACCAUGAUAAUAGGAACACCUUGGAUUACUUCCCAGCCAAAGGAUAAAAUGACUAAUAGCUUCAUGAUCUGUGGUGUGUUGUAUGCCACCAAGUGGAAGAAUUCAACUCAUGAGGAGAUAUAUUAUGAAUAUGACACCAACACAGCUCGGGAACGCAACAUCCAAAUCUUUAUGGAGAAACCUCUUCCUACUGUCCAUAGCCUGAAUUACAAUCCCAAUGACCAGAAGCUCUACAUGUUCAAUGAAGGCUAUCUGGUGUAUUACAAUCUCACAUUUCAAAACCACCCAGCAGGCAGGGCAGGGCAGGUUGUUACUUUGGGGCAGCAGCUGGAUCCUCAUACUGAAGGACACCAAAGCCUGAUGAAUAAGGGAGGACAGGAUACUGCUAGCGAAGAAUCGCAAAGUCCAGCUAGUAACCAGCAGCAAGAUUUGGCAAGCAAAAGAGGAAGCAGUGCUAACCAGGAGGAAAGAUCUCUUAAUGUUACCAUAGUAAGACGAGAAGCCAUGAAGGGAGGUGGCCAUAUUGUUGCUAGUGAGUGAUAUUGAAAUGUUUGGUAAGGGAAAGCAGGUCCAGUGAGCAAAGGACAAAACCAAUGUUGAACUCAAUCAAGUUGAGAAAUCUUUUGUAAAUAAAGGGCUUGUAAGUAGAUAUAAAAAGAAGUAUGGCUGUUGUUCACACCCCAAAGCCUGUAAAAAUAAAUGCACAUGCAGAUUUAUAAAAUAUAUGUCCAUAACAGUCAUAUCAGUUAUAUUUCCUACCGCAGGCUGCACAAGUUCAGCCUAUACAACAGCAAAGUGUGGGAUCUCUCUAGUGCAAUGGUCUCCGCCUUCCCAUUUGUCCUACUCUCCUGCAGAAGUCAGCAAAUGUAUAAAUAUUUUAGGGGUGCAGACAUCUCACUC
Molecule: messenger RNA, 2031 nt
Organism: Elgaria multicarinata webbii
Lineage: Eukaryota; Metazoa; Chordata; Lepidosauria; Squamata; Anguidae
Product: olfactomedin-like
Exons: 5
Coding region: 1-1671 (556 amino acids)
Biological process (GO): signal transduction
Source: RefSeq, a predicted model, not a curated record